UAGGAUCCUCCUGUGUUGCACACGCCAGACGGCGCGCUGAACGUUUCUCUUCGGAUAUUAAAGGAACAAGGAUAAACAAAUACUCAAGCACAAGCGCGUUCUCUAGAGAGGAACCACUGACGGCAAGAAGGCAGAUCUUCAUAAUAUCUUCGCAUUCACAUUCAUGGGCGGAGCUUAAUCGACAAAGGCAGAGCAGGCGCGUGGGCGUUGCACAUCAGAAACAUCGCUCGUUCUCGUAUACAAAAGCGAAGAUAACAGAGUAACUUAUACCGAUCGAUUUGUCUUCGUAAGAUCUGCUCAUGCAAGUUAAGUUCAUUUUUGUUGGACUUUCCCUCUAAUAUAAGUUGACCCAGAAAUUUAGGCCUGAACUAUGCUGUAAUGUAUGUCGUAGUGUACAUGUAGCGCGCGUUACGGCAUACGCGCAGACUCGAUUUAGUGUAGAGUAGACGCGCCAGCUUGUGUUCUUAGUUCGCUCUAUCUGGUAGCCAAUACAUAUCGUUGAGUUGUUGCUGCACGUAACAAAGGACAUUACAUGGUGUCAGGCGAGAUAGGACCUAUCAAACGCUCGGAUACACAGUGAAAACGAUGUCAACAGGAGGAUUCACGUUCGAUCAUCCAUCCAUGGACUGGAAUGCCACAGACACAUACCAAGAGUUCAAACGCUUCAAGGAACACGUGUCGUUUGUCUUCGCUGGCCCUCUUAGCAAAGCCACGAACGCGGAAAGAGCCGGGUGGCUAGGAAUGUGGGUCGGUCAACAAGGCAGAGAACUGCACAAGACCUUCAGCUGGGCUGAAGGAGAAAAGGAGGACCCCGGAAAGGUUCUAGGGAAGUACGAGGAGUACGUAAGCCCUAGGAAGAACAAGAGAGUAUCACGCUUCCGAUUUCACCAACGCGUACAAAAGGAGGACGAGAGUUUCGACACGUUCCUCAAAGACCUACGCCUUCUAGCCAUGGACUGUCAGUUCCACGACACAGAAGACAUCCUAAUCGAUGGCAUCAUCAAUGGCUCACGUCACAAGAAAGUACAGGAACGCCUACUCUAUGAGGGUCAAGAACUUACACUUGCCAAGUCCAUACAAAUAGCUCGACAGUUCGAGCUGUCACAACAGCAACUGCGAGAAAUGAGAGGCGAAGACUCUGGAAUAGCCGCUGUCAAACCACAGAAGGCGAUCUACAAGCCAAAGAAAGCACAACUCUAUCCAGCUGUUGAACAGCAGGCACGCGACAAACCGCAGAAUUUGCACACAUGUGGCAGAUGCGGCAAUGACCAGACACACAAAAAGACAAGAGGAAAAUGCCCAGCACUAGGAUCAACCUGCACAUACUGCAAGAAGAGAAACCACUGGCAGACCGUAUGUCGAGCUAGAAAGACCAACAGGGUCUACGCAAUGGAGCCUCGGAGUCCAGAGGUCAGCUAUACAGCACAAGACAGCGACUCUACAGAGGACGAGGAAGACAGAUCCUACAUAAACGCUGUGGAACCCUCACAUCGAGCCAAGCAAGACAGAUGGUUAGUACGACUGGAAGUAGGAAGAAGCACCAAAACGUUCCGUAUUGACACUGGAGCAAAGUGUAAUGUCAUAGUUGCCAGCAAAUACAAGAAACUACGCAAUAAGGGUGUCCUGAGGAGGUCACGGAUAAAUCUCUACUCUUACAGCAACCACAAGAUCAACUCCCUUGGCGUGGCAACAAUUCCCAUCAGAUACAAUAGCAUUGACCUGGAAACUGACUUCGAAAUAGUUGACCUAGAGCAAGACAACAUCAUGUCAGGCGAUCUAGCAGAACAGCUAGGCCUCAUACAGAGAGUGAGCAAAGUGAACACGCGCGUGGAAACACAGACCCAACUUCCACCCAUAGAAACACAGACACAACUUCCACACGAAUUUCAGGAUUUCCCUGACUUGGCAAAUGUAACUGGAACGUUGCCCGGCACCUACACCAUCAAAAUCGACCCCAGUGCCAAAGGAGUAGUGCAUCCAACAAGAAGACAACCUGUCAUGCUACGGGACAAGGUCAUAGAGAAAUUGAAAGAAAUGGAGAACGAUGGCUUUAUCACCAGAGUAGAAGAACCCACAGAGUGGGUUAGCUCCAUGGUAGUGUCCCUCAGGAAGGACAAAGUGAGGAUCUGUAUCGAUCCUCGAGACCUAAACAAGGCAAUUAGGCGGGAACAUCAUCCCAUGAAGACAAUUGAGGAAAUCGUCAGCAACAUUCCAAGCGCAAAGGUCUUCUCAGUCCUAGACGCGAAGUCUGGAUUCCUGCAAAUCAAAUUGGACCACGAGUCAUCAAUGCUAACUACAUUCAACACCCCCAUGGGGAGGUACCGGUGGCUACGUCUGCCUUUUGGACUAAAGUGUGCUCCCGAAAUUUACCAGAGAAUCAUGGACCAGAUGCUGGAAGGUAUCGAAGGGGCAACCGCCAUCAUGGAUGACAUAUUGAUAGCUGGCCGGGAUAUGAAACAUCAUGACCAGAUACUCCACCAAGUAAUCGAACGAGCCACCAGCUACAAUUUACGCCUCAACUACGAGAAAUGUCACAUACGACAACCAUCCGUUCGAUACAUCGGACAUCUCAUCACAGCCGAAGGGCUAAAGCCAGAUCCAGAAAAGAUAAAGGCAGUAGCGGAGAUGCCGGAUCCCCAGGAUCAAAGUGACGUCAAAAGGUUUCUAGGCUUCGUCACUUACUUGGCAAAAUUCAUUCCAAACCUAAGCGACGUGGACAAGCCGCUGAGAUUACUUCUGAAGACAGAUGUGAAGUUCGAAUGGCAUCAUGAACACAAAGCAAGCUUUCAGAAGCUGAAGGAGCUGUGUACCCAUGCACCAGUGUUAGCUUACUAUGAUACUCGGAAAGCAGUAGAGAUACAAUGCGAUGCGAGCAGCACAGGCGUAGGGGCGGUAUUACUCCAAGACGGCAGGCCAGUAGCUUACUCAUCAAGAUCGAUGACGGCUACUGAGUCGAGGUAUGCUCAAAUUGAGAAGGAAAUGCUCUCGAUUGUCCAUGCAACCACAAAGUUUCAUCACUAUGUCUUCGGAAGACACGUACAAGUAUACAAUGAUCACAAACCUCUGGAAAGCAUUUUCCUGAAGCCCAUACUGUCGGCACCAAUGAGACUGCAGAGGAUGAUGCUCAAGCUUCAAUGGUAUGACUUGACUGUCACCUACCGAAAAGGGAAAGACAUGCAACUAGCAGACACCCUCUCGAGAGCUUACAUCCCAGGUGAAGAACCCGGAAACAAUGACGACCUCGAAUACAUCAACACACUCAAAUUUGUGCCAAUCACGGGUACCAAACAUUCGGAGAUCCAACAAGCGACGUCUACAGAACUGAAGAACCUCCACUUUGUUAUCCUCUCAGGCUGGCCAGAACGGCGGGAGGACGUCCACAUUACAGCACGGCCGUACUGGGACUCACGAGACCAAUUAGUAGUACAAGAUGGCAUCAUCUUCAAGGGUACAAGGAUAGUAAUCCCGCCGAGCCUUCGUUCCCAAAUGCUGAAACUACUUCAUGAGUCACACCUUGGAGUAGUGAAAUGCAAACAACGCGCCAGAGAGGUAAUGUACUGGCCAGCCAUGAACGCCCAGAUAGAAGACACUGUACGGAGAUGUGACCGCUGCGCGGAGUACCAAAACAGACUACCACCAGAACCUCUCAUGCCAACACCAGUCCCAGACCUGCCAUUUAUUGAAGUGGGAAUUGACCUUUUCCAUUUUGAGUCCAAACACUAUCUCAUACUGGUAGAUUACUACUCAAAAUUCAUUGAAGUGGAUGAGCUGCAAGACCAGACCACGUCCUCUACAAUCCAAGCGCUGAAGAACCAGUUUUGUAGACACGGCAUUCCAGAGAAAUGCAGGAGUGACAAUGGUCCGCAAUUCAGCUCAUCAGACUUCCAACAAUUCUGCAAGGAAUACGGUGUCGACCACAUAACUAGCAGUCCUCACUUCCCGCAGAGCAAUGGUGAGGCGGAGAGAGGAAUACAGACAGUGAAACGCCUCUGGAAGAAAGUCAAAGACAAGCAGAAAGCCCUUUUGGACUAUAGAACAACCCCGUUAGAAGGCAUCAACCUGUCACCUGCUCAACUGCUCAUGGGAAGACGUCCUCGUAACACACUUCCCUCAUCCAGAAAGCUACUAGAACAUACCUCCUACAACAGAGAGUCUGUUCAGAGACACUUCCAGAUGGAGAAGAUGAAACAAAAGCAAUACUAUGAUUCCAGACCAGGAGUGAAACCAUUACCAUCUCUACGACCCGAAGACGCAGUAAGGAUGGCACCACUGCCGGAAUCAAACGCUUGGCUCCCAGCCAAGGUCGACCAACAACACAAGUCACCACGAUCUUUUGUUGUAGAAUGUCCGAAGAGUGGAAGAAAGUACAGACGGAAUCGAAGACAUCUUCGACCGUACCCAGAAGCCAGUUCUCUUGUCAAUGACACGUCCAGGCUCGAUUUUACAACCGGAUACAACAGUCUAAACUCGGACAAUAUAGCCUCACCUCUACCGGAUACACCCAAAGCAGCAGUCAGCGAAAUGGAGGAGAGCUCUGACCGAAAUACAACUCCAGUGACCGCCAACCCGCAAGUGACUCGUUCUGGCAGAAAUAUCCGAAAGCCUAAGAAGCUGGACCUGUGACUGUACAACUCUAGUAAAGGAAGAGAGAUGUAAUGUAUGUCGUAGUGUACAUGUAGCGCGCGUUACGGCAUACGCGCAGACUCGAUUUAGUGUAGAGUAGACGCGCCAGCUUGUGUUCUUAGUUCGCUCUAUCUGGUAGCCAAUACAUAUCGUUGAGUUGUUGCUGCACGUAACAAAGGACAUUACA
Messenger RNA from Corticium candelabrum, 4810 nucleotides. RefSeq lists its product as uncharacterized. Gene Ontology annotation, biological process: DNA integration. Lineage: Eukaryota; Metazoa; Porifera; Homoscleromorpha; Homosclerophorida; Plakinidae. Gene Ontology annotation, molecular function: nucleic acid binding. The transcript has 3 exons. The record is from RefSeq and is a predicted model, not a curated record. The coding region runs from base 586 to 4623 and encodes 1345 amino acids.